Coregonus sp. 'balchen' is the source of this 1625-nucleotide messenger RNA. Lineage: Eukaryota; Metazoa; Chordata; Actinopteri; Salmoniformes; Salmonidae. The record is from the annotation of a GenBank genome assembly.
AUGCGCGCAGUGGAGACACAAAAACUGAUGGCCUCUUUGCCGGGGACCGAUCACUUUCUACAACCUUUCUUACAGGUGAGGAGGAAAAUGUGUUUGAAAUGUUUCUAGAGGAAAUUUGGUAUGGGAGAGACAAUUCAGUGUGACUUUAGAGUACAUUUAGAAAGUGCCAAGCACAAUUAUUGAUUCAUUUUCUCCCAGUAUCUUUUUAGGAAUUGGUCUGGUUUAAUAGUUUUUAACAGUAUUUUACCAUUACUUUAGUUUAGUUCAUUAAAUACAUAGAAAAAUUAUAACAUAUAUUUUAGAAAUAGAGAUGUUGUGAUCCACAGUAAAAGGUCACCACUGUUCUAUCGUUGCUCUGUGAUCACUAUAAGAUAUUGAUUUUGUAUCUUGUUUUGUACUCAAGAGUAUCCAAUUCAAUAGUGUACAUCAUGUCUAACAUCCAUUCUCUCUAUACCCCACAGGACCGCAUAGCCAGCUCCUCUCCUGAGAACGAGCCCCAUCCCCUCUCCUCCUUCAUGGCCAGAACCUGUGGCCAAGCCCGUCUGGGAGGCAGUGGAGUGGGGCAGGAGCGGCAACACCCUCCUUAUGAGGGGAACAUGAGCUCCAUGACUGGGAUGCUCCAGCUGUGGGGCGGUGAAGUGGCCCAGAGCUCCAGUCUAGGGGUCCAACAGGUGGAAACUCUGACAGUGCCAAAAUUAUAUUUUCCUGGCCACAUCCAGAGUGGACUGGGCCCUCACCCCCAUCCCCAUCCCCACCACCACCACCUCCAUGAGCUGCCUCUCACCCCUCCGGCUGAGCCCUCCUCCACCCCGGCUGCCUACGCCUUUGAGCUCUCCCCAGUGAAGAUGCUCGCUCCUCAGGUCCAGGGUAGCUCUCAUGACCCAUACUUCCACCACCAGCACAAUGGCAUUGGGCAGAACUUUCCUAACUUCCUCCAAGUUUCCACAACGAGACACCCCCACCACCCUGGUGGGUAUACAGAGGAAAUUCAGCAGUGGUGGAGCCUGCCCCAGAACACCAGCAGCCCCCAUGGCCAUCACCAACCUCACAGCCACCCCCACCAUCACCACCCUCACCCCUUUGCCCUGGGCAGACAGCUGGUGUUGGGGCACCAGCCUCAGAUCGCGGCCCUCCUCCAGGGCUCAUCCAAGGGCCUGCUGGGCUCCACACGCCGCUGCAGGCGCUGCAAGUGCCCCAACUGCCAGGCCUCCUCUGGGGGCACAGGGGCUCCAGCCAACCCUGAGGAACCAGGCCGGAGGAGGCUCCACAUCUGCCACCUGCCCGAGUGUGGCAAGGUGUAUAAGAAGACGUCCCAUCUGAAGGCCCACCUACGCUGGCAUGCCGGGGAGCGGCCCUUCCUCUGCAGCUGGCUCUUCUGCGGGAAGAACUUCACACGCUCGGACGAGCUGCAGAGGCACCUGCGCACACACACGGGGGAGAAGCGCUUCGGCUGUCAGGCAUGUGGGAAGAGGUUCAUGCGGAGCGACCAUCUAGCAAAACACGAGAAGACCCACCAGGGUAAGAGGGGACAGCCAGAGUCAAGGGACAGUCAGGGCCCCCAGCAGGAGGCUCCACGGCAACCGGGUGGCGCCAGAGGACCAGACAGGAACAUCAAGAAGGAGUAG